Molecule: messenger RNA, 3851 nt
Organism: Cavia porcellus (domestic guinea pig)
Lineage: Eukaryota; Metazoa; Chordata; Mammalia; Rodentia; Caviidae
Product: endogenous retrovirus group K member 24 Gag polyprotein-like
Exons: 2
Coding region: 757-2007 (416 amino acids)
Biological process (GO): viral process
Molecular function (GO): zinc ion binding; nucleic acid binding
Source: RefSeq, a predicted model, not a curated record
GGGAGCCGCAGCCCCGAGCCCGGUCGCCUCACUUGGCGGACGUGAGGCCUGUAGUAAAGAGUGAGGCCUGAGGUAGAUUACCCCUCCCAUCGAAUAUGUUAGUUUCCUGCUUACCGCGUAAACAACCCGCUCAACAAUAUAGUCUGCCUGGCAACUGAUGAUGUUAGCCAAUCAGCUUGCCUUGCUUACUUUAACAUGAUUGGACACUGUACCCGUAUAUAUACCGGUGCCACCCCUGGGCAGAAGAAGAAGCCAGAUAGAAGCCCGGAAGUAGAAGCCCAAAAGGAGCCGCGAAGAGCGGACCGGUAGAGGCUUUGGGGCAGGCUGAAGCACAAAAGGAGCCGCGGGGAGCGGACCAAAGGAGGCUUCAGCUGGGAGAACCCAGGGCAGGCUGUACGGAGAAGGAAAAUAAAAAGAAAAGGUUGUCCACUACCAGACUGUGUCGUGUGUCCUUCCUGCCGGCCGGGAGCGGACAUCGACAUUUGGAGGCCCGCCCGGGGACUGAUCACCCCCGCGACGUGGAAGUGGACAACGCUCCAGUACAGAGCUGCGAGACAGGGUUCUUUUCCAGCGUUGCCCCGCGAAUUGCGCUCUGCUCAACCUGGUCUGCGGAGGAGUGGAGAGCUCCUGAGUGCUCCCCGGCGCGAGAGGGAGGCGAAGCCUUCCGCCCCACCUUGGGGGCCGUUUCCGGAGGCGAUCCCUCGCCACGAGGCGGCCGCCUGGGAGCUCCCUCCCCUUUCGCCAGAACAGGAAGUGAUGCACGGGCCCCCAUUUUCCGCCCAAUCACGGCCGCCGUCUUAUGCUCCGCCGCCGGCGGGUCGGUAUUUUUACAGGCGGCUUUGGCAGGGGGGACGCUUGUCUCAUGAGGUACAUCCACCUGGGAUAGAUAGUGGCCCCUACGAGAUAUUUCCUGUACAAGUAGCUAUGGGCCAGGGACGCAAUGUAUGGGAGCCUUUUGAGAUAAAGCAGAUUAGAGAACUUAAAAAUGCAGUUACAACCUUUGGGCCGACUGCGCCUUACACCAUUGCCAUGCUGGAGAAUCUGUCUUCUGGGCCCCUCACCCCCGCGGACUGGAUUCAGCUGGCAAAGGCCUGUCUGCCCUCGGGCAGUUACCUGGAUUGGCGAGCCUGGUAUGCAGAGUUCUCUGCCGAGCAGGCUGAGAAAAACGCCAAUCGAGGAAACCGGGGGUGGAACAAGGAAAUGCUUAUGGGAAAAGGUCGGCACGCUGAUGACCAGACCCAGUUCCCCGGCGCUGUCUAUGAGCAAAUCAAUGCCAUAGGACUCCGCGCCUGGAAGCAAGUAAGUGGUGCUGGAACAGCCUCCUUGUGUCUUUCAAAAAUAAUUCAGGGUACCACAGAGCCAUUUGUUGACUUUGUGGCCCGAAUGCAAGAUGCUGCCGAUAAGAUAUUUUCUGAUCCGGGAGUGGCUCAACCGCUGGUAAGACAGCUGAUUUUUGAGCAAUGUACAAAGGAGUGCAAGGCAGCGAUAGCUCCUCAUAAGAACAAGGACCUCAAUGCCUGGAUUAGGAUAUGCAGAGAGAUAGGGGGGCCGCUCUCCAACUCGGGAGUGGCUGCUCUCCUGGCCGCGGCUGUACAGCAGAGGGGACCUCGCGGGUUAGAAGGGGAAUGUAAGGCUAAAGGGUGUUUUGCCUGCGGGGAGCCAGGACACAUUAAACGUCACUGCCCAAACAAUGCAGAUGCUAGGCCUCGCCCUAGGAAUGAAGAACCAUAUGUUUGUGGGCGAUGCAAGAAGGGAUCACACAAAGCUGAGGAGUGUAGGUCGGUCUUUGAUGCUCAGGGCAACCGUAUUUGUGGACAAGAUGCUAGAGAGCCAAAAAACGGCCAGAGGGGGCCCCCUUCACAGGCAGGCCCCCGCCCCAGAGACAGGACAGCUCAGGAUGGCAGCCUUCAACAAGGGCCACCCCUGGGUCAGCAGGUGUGGACCUCAGUGUCGCCUCCAGACUUAUACAGAAGGUCACCAUUAGGAUGGAUGGCGUUAGGACCCUAAAUGACAUGCAAAAGCUAUUGGGAGACAUUAAUUGGAUUAGGCCAUAUUUACAUAUACCAAAUUCAGAUCUCAAACCCCUGUUCGACCUUCUGAAGGGAGACCCAGAUAUAGCCUCCCACAGGAGGCUCACUCCUGAGGCAAGAGCUGCCUUACAGAGAGUAGAGGAAGCCUUAGGUGGGGCUACCUUACACAGAAUUGAACCAGGGCGACCCUUUGAUGUCUGUUUGCUACAGACUAGUCUACAGCCUACAGCGGUGAUUUGGCAGAAAGGACCACUACUGUGGAUACACCCUAAGGUCUCACCUGCAAAAGUCAUAGAGCAUUACCCGGAGGCAGUCGCUUCAUUGGCCCUUGAAGCGCAUGAUAGAGCUGUCCAACAUUUUGGCUCAGGACCACAAGCCAUCCGAGUACCCUAUACCGCCAGCCAGAUCAAGACCCUGGCUGCCUGCAUAGAUACUUGGGCCAUUCUGAGAUGUGUUUUCCAUGGGGAUAUAAACAAUCAAUACCCUAAAGACCCUAUCUUGUCAUUUGUCACUCAGCACCCUAUAAUUUUUCCAAAGGUUACUGCCUCUGAGCCAUUAGUCCCAGCAACUACAAUAUACACAGAUGGCUCCAAGACGGGGAUAGGCGCCUAUGUGAUCCUAGGCAAGCCCCCGGUUACCAUACAAUUUGAACCAGAUCAGCCUCAGGUGGUGGAACUGCAGAUCGUUAAAAUGAUUCUUGAACGGUUCUCAGAGGCCAUUAACAUUGUCUCCGAUUCUAGGUAUGUGGUCAAUGCUAUGCAAGUGCUUGAGACUGCCAGUUUAAUUAGAUCCACUUCCACAGUGGCUGGACUGUUCCUGUCUAUCCAGACAUUGCUUCAGAACAGACACCAUAAGGUCUUCACCACCCACAUAAGAGCACAUACAUCCCUGCCAGGGCCUAUGGCACAGGGGAAUGCGGCUGCUGACACUGCCACUCGCCCGUUAUGGAUUUUUACCUUACUAACACCAAUCGAGCGAGCCCGUGCCUUCCAUGAUAAAUUUCAUGUUAAUGCCAGGACACUAGCAAACCAUUUCCAUGUUUCUAGAGCAGAUGCACGAAAUAUCGUGCGACUAUGUGACUCCUGUGCCACAUACAAACCUGCCAUACCGAUGGGAGUAAACCCUCGAGGUUUGAUCCCUGGUGAUGUUUGGCAGAUGGACAUCACACAUAUACAGGAGUUUGGGACUCUUAAAUAUGUUCAUGUUUCCACAGACACCUGUUCUCGCGUCAUAUUUGCAACAGCAGAAACAGGUGAAAAAGUGUCUAAUGUGAUCAAUCAUUGCCUGGCGGCUUGGGCCGCAUGGGGCAAACCAAAAAUAUUAAAAACUGAUAAUGGACCAGCCUAUAUAGGCAAAGCCUUCAAUGAGUUCUGCAAAAUGAUGGAGGUUCAAUUAAAACAUGGUAUCCCAUACAAUCCCCAAGGUCAAGGAAUCAUUGAGAGGGCUCAUAGAAGCCUCAAAGAAAUUUUACAAAAACAAAAAGGGGGAGUAGGCCAAGGCCUGGCCCCAAAGGCACGAUUAUCCAUGGCACUAUUCACACACAAUUUUUUAAAUUUAAAUAAUGAUAAUCGCUCCCCAGCUGUGGAGCACUGCAACACUUCCCCCAACCAUAAAGGGUGGGUGAAGUGGAAAGAUGUCCUGACAGGACAAUGGAUGGGCCCGGAUCCGGUAAUCAGCUGGAACCGAGGCGCGGUUUGUGUUUUCCCACAGGAACCGGGACGAGAACCACUGUGGAUACCGGAGAGACUGACACGGACAACAAAGCCCUCGACUAAAGAUCAGACCUGCCCUACUGGAGAUCCAUCACAGACCAACCAACAA